This is a messenger RNA of Raphanus sativus (radish), 834 nucleotides long. RefSeq lists its product as uncharacterized. The coding region runs from base 1 to 834 and encodes 277 amino acids. The transcript has a single exon. Lineage: Eukaryota; Viridiplantae; Streptophyta; Magnoliopsida; Brassicales; Brassicaceae. The record is from RefSeq and is a predicted model, not a curated record.
AUGGAUUCCAUCGACUUCCAAAACAUGAAAUCAGAUAAAUCCAACGCGCUGCGUCGUUUCCAGAGCAUUGGUUUCCUUCUCCGUAUAGCGGAGAUCUGCGCCGCUCUUCUCUUCGUCUGUUGGAUUUUCACCUGCCUCCCUUUCGCCGCCGAGUUCCUCCGCCGUCUCUCUUCCGUCGUCUCCACUCCUCUCUUCAUGUUCUUCCUCGGGAACUCCAUCGUCGUCGCUCUUCUCACCACCACCAAAUCCACCGUCUUCUCCGGCGGAGCGGAAGCGGAUAUCCACCACGCGCUCAUCAGAUCCGGAGACAAUCGCGUCAGUUCUUCCGACGGAGAUCUGACCGGAGAGACGAUCGUCUUCGACGACAGACAGAUGAUCGACGCGGAAACCGAUUCAAAUUCAAAUCCAACGGCGGCGCGUGGUGAGCACGCGGCAACCGAACCGGAGAAACAGAUGAUGGACACGGAAACCGAUUUAAAUUCAAAUCCAACGGCGGCGCGUGGUGAUCACGCGGCCACCGAACCGGAGAAUGGCUCGGUUACUGUUACUGAUUUAGCGAACGAUCCUCCUCCUCCUCCAACGACGAAGGUUUACAAAAGAAGCAAAACGGAAAUCUCCGCGAAACAGAGUCCAGAGAUGGUGUCGAAACCCACGCUCCGGCGAUCGGAGACGGAGAAGGGCCGUGAAACCGUCGAGUCGUGCGAAGAAGCGCCGUUUCCGGAGGAUAAUCUGACGAACGAAGAGUUUCAGAAAACGAUCGAAGCAUUCAUCGCGAAACAGUUGAUAUUUCGUCGCCGAGAAUCUCUCGCCGUCGUUAUCCAUAACCAUAACUAA